CUCUUGUGUUCUGACGUCGUCUCAGCUGCUGCAGGCCGCCGACGCAGGGCUGGGUUUCCAUUUUUUGCUGCGAGUUUCGGGGAACAACAGUAUGGAGCCGGAGAUGGAGGACAAAACCGUGGAGCUUAUGAACACCUCCGUCAUGGAGUCACAGACAGGGGAUCUCUCCCCCAAGACAACCACAGUGUUCAAGAUCACCAACGGUCCCAUGACGGGCUCACGGAAAAGGCCAUCGGAGGGUAACUACCAGAAGGAGAAGGAUGUCUGCAUACAGCUGUUCGACCAGUGGUCCGAGGCAGACCAGGUGGAGUUUGUGGAGCACCUUAUCUCGCGUAUGUGCCACUACCAGCACGGCCACAUCAACUCCUACCUCAAGCCCAUGCUCCAAAGGGAUUUCAUCACAGUACUGCCAGCUCAGGGUCUGGACCACAUAGCGGAGAACAUCCUGUCGUUCCUGGACGCGCGCUCGCUGUGCUCGGCCGAGCUGGUGUGUAAGGAGUGGCAGCGGGUCAUCUCCGAGGGCAUGCUGUGGAAGAAGCUGAUUGAGCGCAUGGUCCGCACCGACCCCCUCUGGAAGGGCCUGUCGGAGAGGCACCAGUGGGAGAAGUAUCUAUUCAAGAACCGGACAACAGAAGUUCCGCCAAAUUCCUACUACCGCUCCCUGUAUCCCAAAAUAAUCCAAGACAUUGAGACUAUCGAGGCCAACUGGCGGUGUGGGCGGCACAACCUGCAAAGGAUUCAGUGUCGCUCAGAGAACAGCAAGGGCGUUUACUGCCUGCAGUACGACGACGACAAAAUCAUCAGCGGCCUGCGAGACAACUCCAUCAAGAUCUGGGACAAACAGAGCCUGGAGUGUCUGAAGAUCCUGACGGGACACACCGGCUCUGUGCUCUGCCUGCAGUACGAUGAGCGGGUCAUCGUCACAGGUUCCUCAGACUCUACUGUCAGGGUGUGGGACGUGAACUCGGGCGAGGUUCUCAACACACUCAUACAUCACAACGAGGCGGUGCUUCACCUGCGCUUCUGCAACGGUCUGAUGGUGACGUGCUCGAAGGACCGCUCCAUCGCCGUAUGGGACAUGGCCUCGCCCACCGACAUCAGCCUGCGCCGUGUGCUGGUGGGACACCGCGCCGCCGUCAACGUGGUGGACUUCGAUGACAAGUACAUCGUCUCUGCCUCGGGCGACCGCACCAUCAAGGUGUGGAGCACCAGUACGUGCGAGUUUGUGCGCACGCUGAACGGGCACAAGCGGGGCAUCGCCUGCCUCCAGUACCGGGACAGGCUGGUGGUCAGCGGCUCAUCUGACAACACUAUCAGGUUGUGGGACAUUGAGUGUGGUGCAUGUUUGCGAGUUUUGGAAGGCCACGAGGAGUUGGUCCGGUGCAUACGGUUCGACAACAAACGGAUUGUUAGUGGAGCGUAUGACGGUAAAAUUAAAGUAUGGGACCUGCAAGCCGCCCUGGAUCCACGCGCUCCUGCCAGCACGCUGUGUCUGCGCACGUUGGUGGUGAGUAGAGCUGCAGAACUCGUCAUGGUGAGGAGAAAGAUGGAGUGUUCUGACCCGUCUUUUCUGUUUCUCAGGAGCACUCUGGUCGAGUCUUCAGGCUUCAGUUUGACGAGUUCCAGAUCAUCAGCAGUUCCCAUGACGACACUAUUCUCAUAUGGGACUUCCUCAAUGUGUCAACCAAUGGACAAAAUGAAGGGCGAUCGCCCUCCCGCACGUAUACAUACAUCUCUAGAUAGCAGGGCAGGCCCACUGAUGGUCACUGUAUGAGUGUGUGUGUGUGUGUGUGUGUGUGUGAGGGAGAGAGAGAAUGUGUGUGUGUGUGUGUGUGUGUGAAUGUAUGUGUGUGAGAGAGUGUGUGUCUGUGUGUGAGAGGGUGUACGUGGGUGUGUGUGUGUGUGUGUGUAUCUGUGCUUGUGUGAAUGUGUGGGGUUUGUCCUGACGACCGAGCCUCUGUGUCAGUAUGCCAGGAUCUGAAGUCGAGGAAAAGAACUCUCUCCCCUCUCAUCUUCUCCACUCCUCUCCUCUCCACAUCUCCAUCCUCCAUCUUACUCCUCCACCUGGGAGCCACGCACCUCCGCCCACAGAGCCCAUUUACCCCACUCGACACACACCCAUCCUGUGCCUGAGCUCAGACGUUUCACCACCGGUGGAGGAGUGAAAGAGAUGGAUGGGUGGAUGGAUGGAUAGAUGGAUGGACAGACAAAAUGGCCUGUGCCUCUCAAAAGAGAGAUGCCACAGAGAGGAGGAAGGUGUGGAAGGGCAUGGGAGCUCCUCCCCUUCGCCUCCGAGAACCAGACUGAGUGACAGAGCUCCCAGUCCCGCCCCUUGUAUGGCCCAAAAGACAUUUUUCAGUGGAUCUGUUUUGCUUUUAUUUGUUUGAUUGUUUUUUUUUUUUUCGUUUUUUUUUUGCUUUUUCUUGCCAGAGGUUUUUUUCCCCUGACAGAAGAGAAAAAAUAUGAUGAAACCGAGAAAAAAAAUGGUGGAAGACAUGGAGAAGGAGGGAGGGUGUCUUCCACAUGGACUUUACUGCAUGAAUGGACGAUUGGACAGUAGUGUGUGCUAGUGCCCCCCCCCCCCCCCCCCUUUUUUUUUUUUUUUUUGUCUUUCUUACUUUUUUAUUCUUUGACUUUUUUUUUUUUUUUUUUUUUUCUUUUUUUUUGGAAAUUUUAAAUUUUGCUUUCUUUGUCAUAUCGUACUCUAAUAAUUGUAAUUCUGUCCCCCUUUCAGACUUCUACAGUGUCUCUCCACUUCUCUACUCUCCUCUCUUCUCUUCUCUCGCCUGCUCUAUCUCUUUUCUUUGACCUUCCUGUCUUGUCCCAUUUUUGCAGUCUGCUUGUCUAGGUUUCGAAUGACCUAUAAAUGAGCUGAAUUUAGUUGUAAAACAGAGUUGUCUUGUCUAAAAUUGUGUUGUAUAUUGAAAUGAUUUUUUUUAAGAAAAAAAAAACACAUUAUUAUUAAUAAUAAUAAAGAUCUUGACUGUGAAGGAGUGUUAAAACACUUGUAGAAGUCAGUUGUGUGAGUGUAUGCAUAUGGCCCUGUAUGCGUGUGCCUCUGUCUGGGGUGAGCAUUUGGCAUGCACGAUGUUCUCAGUGGUGUGUGUGUGUGUGUGUGUGUGUAUGUAUGUGUGUCGUAAGGGUGGAGUGGGUCGAAGUCAUUCAGCCGAUAGAAUGUUGGGGCCUUAAGAGGGUGAUCGACAGUGUUGCAGACGACUUUAGGCCAGACUGCCUAAGCUCUUUUCUCUCCUCUUUCUCUUCAUUUCUGUCUUUCUAUGCUUCGUCCUCCCUCAGGUUUUCCCAGGCUCAAUUACUAACACAAAGCUUUCUACAAAUGCAUAUGUUCUACACACCAAUGUACAAUCAUAAGUAGUAACUAAUUUAUGUAAAUAUAGUAGAAAUAAUGGAUUACUAGUAUUCUUUACAACAUACUAGUGAAGUCUAUGUGAUUCAUGGACAUUUGAAGACAUUUGAAAGGCUGAAUCACAACCUUUUAUACUGUGUGACCACUAGGUGGUGCUGAAAUGUUUGAAAAUGUUUUCAAAAAUGCCUGUAGUUCCCUCCUUUAAAACGGCUCAAGGUAGAGAUGCUGCAAACACAAACAGUGGUUAACCUCCACGUAUCAUUGAUGAAAUAAAUAAUUUUAUUAACAGUA
Molecule: messenger RNA, 3655 nt
Organism: Alosa sapidissima (American shad)
Lineage: Eukaryota; Metazoa; Chordata; Actinopteri; Clupeiformes; Clupeidae
Product: F-box/WD repeat-containing protein 11
Exons: 12
Coding region: 92-1774 (560 amino acids)
Molecular function (GO): protein dimerization activity
Source: RefSeq, a predicted model, not a curated record